UUUGAUAGAGGAGAAAUCAGAUUGUCCAGAUAGGGAAUCAUUGUCAAUUGACAUGGUUCCGGUAUUGUCAGCAACCAACGUAUGCUAAAACUUCAUAUCAUAAUAAGGCAAAAUCUUCAAACUUGAAAUGUGCUCUCAGGUUUCGUCAACAGAAAAGACUGAGGAAACAUGAUCUAGUAGUCAUGCCAAUAACUGUAUAAACGUUCUAAAGAGCAAAAAAGAUGAAAUCGCGUAGAGAUCCGAUGUUAGAUUUGGCAAUGCUGUUGGCCGUCAGUUUAACUUUCUGUGUGCAUCCGACAUUGCAGCAAGCCAAUCAAACGAACACGACUAAUAACACAACAAGCUCUACGAUUUCUCCUUUCACGAAUGUUGUCUCAACAGUUAAACCAACAACACAAGCAAGUUCUAAAGCCUGCCUUUGGGGAAGGGAUGUCUGGCGAAUAUGUUGGAGGAACAGCCCGCCGUAUGUCUUCAAUAAUAAAAAUAAAAGCGACGUGACUGGGAUUCUAAUCGAAGUUUUGACUAAAGGAUUAGGUAUUUGCGGAUGCAGCACCAAGUUAAACUUCACAAUGGCCAACAGUUAUGAAGAUUUUUUAAACUGUUCAAAGUCAGAUUCUAUUGACAUUGCCCUGCCAUUUCCUGAAAAUAAAGCUGCUUUGCGAACAUGGCUUUACACCGUUGUCGAUUCUCCUAACAUCUACCUGCUUCUAAAUCGAAAAACUGUCGAAACUGAAGCAAAAGACCGUGUAUUAUCUGAGUUUUUUUCAGUUUGGACAAUUGCUGUUUUGACGGUGCUUUUGGCCAUUAUAUUUGGAAUAAUAGUCUGGUUUUUGGACAUGAAAUGGAAUACCGAGGAAUUCCCGGCGUCCUUUGUACCAGGAUCACUCGAAGGGAUAUGGUGGUCUUUUGUUACCUUGACAACRGUUGGAUACGGUGAUAAGACUCCUAAAUUCCCGGUGGCAAGGAUUUUGGCUGUAGUAUGGAUGUUCAUAGGCAUGGCAAUGAUUUCUCUGCUUACAGCAACAAUGACCAAAGCGUUAACAACAGCAGUCUUUGACUAUCAARCUUAUAUACAAUCAAAAAAUAGGAUUGGAGUGUUGAACCAUAGCUACACCUUCAAUGAAGCUGUUAAGAAAGGACUCAAGAUACAAGUAUUUCCCAACUUGGAGGAAAUGUACACAACCCUUGAUGAUCCAAAUAACAAARAGAUUGGAGGCAUUCUUGUCGACAUAUUUGUAGCGACCUACGUCAAGAACAACCGAGAGCGCUUCAAACUGAGCAAUACUCUUUUUAUGGCCAAAUCGUUCGAUGUCGUGUAYCCCCUUGCGUUCUAUCUGUCUCGAGGAGUCACACGCAAAAUGCUUUYCRGUCCAAGUCUGCCAUACAAYCAUUUCAGCUAUUGUUUUUCCAAGACGUUUYUAACAACAAACCAGCAAAUCAACGUUUAUGCAAUCGUAGACAAGUACAUCCAGCUGCGUCCCUCAGGAUCUAAUAACCAAGAAUCAGAAAAUGGAAUCAAGUUCGAAAUUGACUUGUUUAAACAAACUGAAAAGACGUUCCUUGAUGGUGUUAAAAUACUCAGUGGAGUACUUGGAGUUCUCAUAAUAUUGGGAUUCCUUUGGCAAAUCGUUUAUUUCCGACGAUCUCAGAGUGAAAGCUUCAUAAGGAAAUCAAAAGGUGGAGAUAUUGAAUCAAUCGACAUGACUUCACGGAAUCACAGARCGAAUAAAAAGAUCAACGUUAUGAUGGAAAAAUUGCACGAAGUCGACAAAGCACUGAAUACUCUUUCUGAGUUCAGGGAAAUGUUGGAACAAUACAAAAGAGAAUCUAAUAGAUAUGAUUCAGGGAUUGUUAAUGGUGCAGCUCAAAAUGACCCAGCAGGGGCGUCAAUAAAUAAAGGCUUCAGUUUGAAACCAAACAACAUGUAAMAUGUUCCAGACAACGUGGACAAACUCUUAGYGUUUUUUUACUCGUUAUAAAUACCAUACAUGGUACAAACUAUGAAGCAUAGUUGUGUAAAGGAUUUUAUAUACAACAGAACGGACCCAAUGGCUUUAGUUACUUAAGGCGCACAUUAAUUUACAAACGCUUAAUUAAAGACGUACAUCUCAUUUGUAUCUCAGUUGUAAUUAAUAUUAACCAAUUUUUUUUGUAAACGUUUAAUUUGAUUUCAAAAUAGAAAAUAAAAACUUAGAUAAACGAGUAUUUAUUAGAUCAUUGUAUUGGGCUUCCUGUGGCCCGAGUAUCAACACAAUCUCCUCAUCCUUUCCACUGCUUCAUAUUAUUCCCAGUGUAAUUCUGCACUAGACGUAUAGAGAGUGAUUGACAAAUGUUUUCAUGGUAUAAUCACAUUAAUAGAUCUAUAGUCUACAGAAAAAAAAGAAAAACUGAAAAAAAAAGAACACGACCCAGCUGUGACUCGAACCCAUGGUGACAAAGUCGAAAAAGAUUGGGACGAUUCCCCCGAGACAUUCUGUGAAGCUGAGGCGUCGAAUCGAUUUACAUUCCGGUUAGAGAU
Exaiptasia diaphana is the source of this 2518-nucleotide messenger RNA. RefSeq lists its product as uncharacterized. Gene Ontology annotation, cellular component: membrane; voltage-gated potassium channel complex. Gene Ontology annotation, biological process: potassium ion transmembrane transport. The record is from RefSeq and is a predicted model, not a curated record. The transcript has 7 exons. Lineage: Eukaryota; Metazoa; Cnidaria; Anthozoa; Actiniaria; Aiptasiidae. Gene Ontology annotation, molecular function: ligand-gated monoatomic ion channel activity; delayed rectifier potassium channel activity. Bases 222 to 1928 code for a protein of 568 amino acids.